AUCAAGUGACAUCACAUCCUUUGGUCUCCUCGGGACUAGACAGAGAAGCUUCUCCACCCUUCACCGAGCCGAGGGCCCCCCUCCUCUUACCGGGACUCGGCCAACUUUCUGGUUCCACCGGGACUGCUGGACUGGGCGGGAAGUACCAAGGGAGCCAAAGAUGGACUCCAGCUCCGCCGUCCGAUCCCUGCUCCUGCCUCUCGCCCUGCUGCUGCAGCCCUUCGGGUCCCAAGCGCAGCCGGGGUUCCGGAUGAGCCCGGCGGAGAAGCGGGACGUGCGGCCGUCUGAGCAGGUGCGGCUGCAGUGCGAGGCGCUGAGCGCCUCGAACACGGGGUGCUCGUGGCUGCGCCAGUCUCCCGGAGCCCUGACCCCCACCUUUCUGCUCUACAUCUCGGGCGGCACGAGCAGCGUGAAGCUGGCCGAAGGCCUGGACGCCACGAAAUUCGCGGGGGAGAGGGUCUCGCCCUCCAUCUACCGCCUGACCGUGAAGGACUUCAGAGCACAAGACCAGGGCUACUACUUCUGCGUGGUCACCCGCAAUGCCAUCAUGUACUUCAGUCCCUUCGUAGCUGUCUUACUACCAGUAAAGGCCACUACCCCUGCACCCAAGCCCAAGACUACCACUCUGCUGACCACCACCAGCUCUCCCAUCCAGAAUUCAGCAAAUUCUGGGAAAUGCAAGUCCAUCGCCAGCUCCCAAGGAAAGAAGAGAUUGGAUUUCUCCUGUGACCUGUACAUCUGGGUGCCCCUGACCGGUGUCUGUGUUGUCUUGCUUCUGGCCCUGAUCAUUGCCAUUACCAUCUGCCAGAGGUCACGAAGACGAGUCUGCCGGUGUCCACGGCCCCUGAUCAGAGAAGGAGGAAAGUCUGGCCCACCAGAGAGAUAUGUUUAAUGAAGCUGGUGGACGUGGAGCGACAAGCAUGACAGUGGCUACUACAAAGCUGUUACCUGAGAUAUUUCACUGUAUAAAUUGGCAACGAUUUCCCCCUUCUGUUUCUUCCU
Messenger RNA from Sarcophilus harrisii (Tasmanian devil), 1002 nucleotides. It is a transcript of the gene CD8A, whose product is annotated as CD8a molecule. Bases 161 to 892 code for a protein of 243 amino acids. The record is from RefSeq and is a predicted model, not a curated record. The transcript has 6 exons. NCBI's taxonomy places the organism in Eukaryota, Metazoa, Chordata, Mammalia, Dasyuromorphia, Dasyuridae.